AUGUCGACUCCGGAAGCUGUUCACACCACCUUGGAUGUCACAUUCAAAGGCAUUGCACGAGAUUAUGAACGUGUACCUCUUCACCAAUUUUUGGGGAUCAAGUAUGCAAGCAUACCUGCGCGCUUUGGGAAAGCAGUGCCAGUAAAAUACUCUGCGGGGACUGUGGUGGAUGCUUCAAAAUAUGGCCCUCGCUGCCCACAAGUUGAUGUUGAUAUUCGCCAUCUUCUUCGAAUUCCAGAGGAUUUUACGAUUGCACCCGAGCUAGAAGAUGAAUUCGAAUGUUUGAAUCUUGAAAUCACUUGUCCUCCGGUCUCAUCCACAUCUCGUUCCCUCCCGGUCCUUGUCUGGAUUCAUGGUGGCUCUCAGGUCGUGACGUUUUGCUCCGCGGCCUCUCAACCUUUUAUCUUUGUGUCUAUGAAUUAUCGACUGAAUAUCUUUGGUUUCGGCAAUGGUAAAGAGAAGAAUCUUGCGUUGGGUGAUCAGCGGAUCGCCAUCGAUUGGAUACGCAGGAAUGUUGGGCUUUUUGGGGGUGAUCCGGAAAACAUAACACUUUCCGGUGAGAGUGCUGGAGCUGUCUAUACCCAUGCCCAUCUUAUCACUGGCCCACCAGUCAAGCGGGAAUCGAAGGUUCAGGAGCUAGCACGGUCUUCUUUGAAGUCCUGCUCUGUUCCUGUGUUGAUUCAAGCCUUGAAGGAAUGCAAUGUGAACACUAUGUGGAUUCAAGCAGACGCCGAUCUAGAAGACUGGGAAAAUAGACCAGAACAAGUGGAUGAGCUCAUGAUUGGCGAUACAGAAUAUGAAUCGGUCAUUUGGCGCAACGGAAUCGAACUUUUGGACGGUAAGACUAUUGCUGCUGCAUUUAAGCAGAACGGACAAUGGGGGGAGAGGCUACGCAAACUGUACCACGUGGUAGCAGAUCGACCUACUGCCGCUAAAUUGGGUGCCUUGGAUAUUGUCAAUGAUGCACGAUUCACACUCCCAGUCGAAAUAGUAUCGCAAAAGCUGCGGGCGGCUGGUAAGCCAGUUUACAACUACGUGGUCGACCAAGCCAAUCCUUGGCAAUCGUCUAGUCGUGCACACCAUGCCGUGGAUUUGCUCCUCCUGUUUGGCGGAGUCGACUUAGAAUUCAAUCCUGCCGCAAAUAAAGUUAGUCAAGAGAUGCGACAGCGGUGGAUUGCCUUCGUAUCUGGCGAUCCGCCUUGGGCUGGUGAUCGACGAUUUGGAUACGGACCGUUGGGCGAGUGCACGGAGAUCAGCGAGGAGCAAUUCUCUACUCGCCGAAGAUCUAAGCAUUGUGAGCUUCUCCGCGAUGCGGGAAUGGAAGUUUAUAUGCCCAUUCUGGCUUCAUUGACUGCUGGUCGAAUCAGCCUCUUAAAUUAG
Penicillium angulare is the source of this 1380-nucleotide messenger RNA. RefSeq lists its product as uncharacterized. The record is from RefSeq and is a predicted model, not a curated record. Lineage: Eukaryota; Fungi; Ascomycota; Eurotiomycetes; Eurotiales; Aspergillaceae. The coding region runs from base 1 to 1380 and encodes 459 amino acids. The transcript has 7 exons.